AUGAUCUUCCACUUGAGCGCUCGUCACGCUCGCCGCCUACCCGACUCUGUACUACCUUUACGUCGCACUUUCAUACAAUUACCCAAACUUGGCUCGAUCUUGUCUCUUGGAAAUGACUCGAGUCAUGGAUCCAAGGGGUUGACGCAGGAAUAUCACCAACAGAAGAUCCUGCCAUACACACGACGGCAGCUAUACAACAUCGUAUCUGAUGUCUCGUCAUACCCGAACUUUGUGCCAUUCUGUACGAAUGCCCGCAUCUUGACGACUUCCCCUAUCUUGCAGCCCAUGAGUUCGGAUAGAGCCCAGCAGCUGCCCGCGCCUUCAGUGAUGGAGGCAGAGCUCACUGUUGGCUUCAUGUCCCUGAAGGAGAGCUACGUUAGUCGUGUGACAUGCGUCCCGCACGAUUCUGUUCGGGCUGAGGCAUCAUCCAGCACGCCGCUUUUCAAAACACUAGUUACUGAAUGGCGCUUCCAACCCGCGCGCUUCCCAUCUGCUGGUUCUAUCUCUUCCGCCGGCGGUGUAUCACAGCGGGCCGACGAGGCUUUUGGCGGAACUUCAGGGACAACAAGAACACCUUUGGACCCAGACGACGACAAUGGCCCUACCAUGGUCACGCUUGAUCUGGCUUAUGCUUUCUCCAAUCCCUUGCAUGCUGCCAUAUCCGCAAGCUUUUUUGGUCAGGUAUCUGCGCUCAUGGUAGAGGCGUUCGAGAAGAGGUGCAAUGGAAUCUACGGUUCGAGGAUGUCGUAAAGGACACAGAUAUAGGAAACGUGUACUCGUCUAUCCAGGGAUCAGCAGUUCACG
Punctularia strigosozonata HHB-11173 SS5 is the source of this 804-nucleotide messenger RNA. RefSeq lists its product as uncharacterized. The transcript is spliced from 3 exons. Gene Ontology annotation, molecular function: ubiquinone binding. Bases 1 to 750 code for a protein of 249 amino acids. Gene Ontology annotation, biological process: ubiquinone biosynthetic process; cellular respiration. Gene Ontology annotation, cellular component: mitochondrion. Lineage: Eukaryota; Fungi; Basidiomycota; Agaricomycetes; Corticiales; Punctulariaceae. The record is from RefSeq and is a predicted model, not a curated record.